UUGGUUAUUACGAGAGCACAGUGUAGAAGUACGAGGCCUAUUUCAUUACUGACAUAGGGAAAAAGGGCGCAGCAGGCCGACUUGUUCGUUGUACACGGCUGAAGCUGAAAGUGGCGUAAUCGAAAGGUGUUUUCUCAGAGCCGGUAAUUAAAGUACAGUAAUUUUAAAUAACUCAGUUGUGGGUGAAGCUGAGCAGCGCCAGCGGAGGAGGAGGAGACGUCGUCGGCCUGGACCCCCUCCUCGGUUCUCCCCACAGCAGGCCGGAGAGCGCACAAGCUGUGUCCCUCCACUGCUUCGGACGAACGUCAUUUCUAGGGAAAAGAGCGAGGUGCGGAGAUAUCGGAAUGUACAAACAUCGACAUUUCUGAUGCACAUGUUUCUGUCAUUGAGGCAACGCGGUGUGGCCUGUGCAGUGAGCAUGAGCUGCGCAGGACGCUGUCAUUCUCCAGCCUAGACGCAUGAUGCUCUCCACUGGCCCAUGAUGGACCGAGACACCUUCUCCCACAUUCGACUGUGGUGCCCACGCCCGUUUGGCACCUAUUCCCAGAACAAACUGCGGGGAGGGGCUGCUGGGCCCGGGCCCUCUCUGUGCAAGGCUGAUACAGGGACACGAAUGCCUUCAGAAGUCAGAGGAGUAGGUGAAGAUCAAGAGGAUGUAGGCUCUGAAAACACACCCCCAGACCCAGCUCCAGCUUCCAAUCCCCCUGCACCACCUGCCCCAACUCCUUCGUCACCAGGUUCCCACAUGGAAGAUGGACGGGUGCUGCUAGAUACCUGGUAUGUGAUCAAGCCAGGAAACACCAAGGAGAAGAUCGCCUUCUUUGUGGCUCACCAAUGUAGUGGCAUGGGGCUGCCACGGCCCAGUGCUGUCAAGGUUAAAGGGAACUGGGCUACUGACUGUACCAAGGCCAAGCGACGGCGACGCUGCUCUUCCUAUGAUCCACCCACCCGGGCCCGUGACCCUGGCUCUGAGCCAGGUCCACCAGUGGCCCCUUCCCCUGAGGGUGGUGUGGGAGUUAGUGAAACAGACCUGUUGUCAGUGGCUGAGAUGGUAGCACUCGUGGAACAGCGCACAGCUUUGGCAUUGCAGGGCAUGGUGUCUCAGGGUCCACUGGGCUCUGGCCACUCACAAGACACAGCUCUGCGUAGCUCUACUUCGGAUCCCAGCCCUCUCAUGUAUCUCUCCGAGCCUCCUGAGUCCCGUGCUUCCUCUACCUGUGCUCUGGAGCAGCAGCAAGAGUCGCGGCGUGUAGCGCAGGCGGUUGCUCACUUUGAGCAGCAACAGCAGCAGCUGGAGAAUGGGUUGCUGAGGCCAGGGAGUAGACAGUCUGCAAGGGAGGACGAGCACCACAGGGAAGCCAAUGGCAGGGGUUUGCACAGACGUGGAGAGGUGAGAAUUGCAUUCCGGGUGUCCAGCCUCGACCCUCGCUCCCAGUCAGAGCCGGCAGGACGACCCAGCUGCAUGUUCAUGAGCUGUGGGGGAACUGGGGGCCAGACUGGGGCUCGGGCCAAAGAGAAGAUCACCUGUGAUCUGUACCAGCUGGUCAGUCCCUCCUCCCGGGACCCAAGCCUCCUGUUACCUGCUUCGCCCAAGUCAGACCCCCAUGUGGAAGGACCCUCCCCACGUAGUGAUGUUAAUGCAAGUGUCCCUGGAUCAGAUACAACCCAGGACUCAGGCCUGGGUGAUAAAAAGGCGGUGGGCUGUGAACGUGUGACAGGUUUUCACGUUGAGGUAGUGGUAACGGGUGCUGUUGACCAGUGUAUUUUCUACGGCAAGGAUAGCACUGAGAACGUACAGGAAGAGACUGUGUGUUUCGGCAUGGCUGGAGGUGCCCCAUCCACUGACCCCAGUGAAGAUCCACCACCUGGUCAGCUAUUCUUCCUACAGUCCCCCUGUCCUGAAGAGGAUGUGGCCACCAGCUCUACAGGGCUUCGCCUACCAGAGUGCAGCAGUAGUGACGGCAGCCGCAGUAGUGGGCCAGCUGUGGGGCCUGCCGAGCGGCCAGACUCCCCACUUGGCAGCACCGAAGAAUGCACCGACUCCUCGCUCUGCCGCCUCUAUCGUCAUGUGUCCCAUGACUUCCUGGAGAUCCGCUUCCAGAUCCAGCGGCUGCUGGAGCCCCGGCAGUACAUGCUGCUUCUGCCAGAUCACAUCAUGGUGCACAUAUUCAGCUACCUGCCCACACGGUCAUUGGCUGCCCUCAAGUGCACCUGCCAUGACUUCAAGGCACUUAUCGAGACCUACGGUGUCCGCGCCACUGACUCACGCUGGAACCAGGACCCGCUGUACCGCGAUGACCCCUGCAAGCAGUGUAAGCGGCAGUACGCACGAGGUGAUGUGUCCCUGUGCCGUUGGCACCCCAAACCUUACCACCACGACUUGCCUUAUGGACGCUCCUACUGGAUGUGCUGCCGACGCACUGACAAGGACACUCCAGGCUGUCGGGUGGGCCUGCACGACAACAACUGGGUGCAGCCCUGUGAGCUGGUGCAGACCCGCGCCAAGAGGGAGGAUGGGAGGUGAGAGGGGGUGGGGAACACCCUAAGCACCACACCCCCCACCCUCAUCACAACCCCCUGGACAAUGAGAGGUCUGAGUCACUUUCUUUGUUUUCAGUUUUUUUCCCCCACUUUCCCCAUCGGCUGUCAUGUUUUCAUGAUAUGUGUUUUAACUGUUCAUAUUGAUUCACUGCACAUCUCACUAUUGUUGUACAAGCUGAUGUUACGCAGGAUGAGGCAGUGUCACUGUCGUGGUUUACCCCAACCCCUCAAUCCUGCACACAGCAAAGGAAAAAGAGGUGGGGUGGGAAUCGUGGAGCCAAUCUGUUUGUUUGUGAAUAUGUAGUAGGAGGAAGCAAGUUGAUGUGAUUUUGUUUAAAAAAAAAAAAAAAAAAGAAAGAAAAGUGUGAGGAUUGUUUGCUUUUUGUUUAUUUAGGGUGUGUGAAUUUUUGCUCUGCUUUCGUUUUAUUUCCUGAGGAUAUUCCUGUCCCCCACCCCUUCUGCAGAUGAGGUAUUUUAUUUUUUUUAAAAUACAUUUUUAUUUCAGACUGGGCCUUUUCUGCCAUUCCCCAUCUCCUCACUGCUGGCCGGCAGAGGCCGCAUGUUGCCAAAGCCGCUGUUUGCUCUGCGUGGGGAGCACUGGGACUCGGUCCAUAGAACUCUCAACACCAGCUUUCAGCCUUAACCCUUGGCCCUGCGCCCUGUCCCUCAAACUGCAAUGUCUGUCAGGAAGUAAAGGCCAGUAGUAACCCUGGCCAUUUGGUUUUUGGGAGACCUCUGUAGGCUUUUGAGCUGUACAAUGCUAAUGGGAAUUUCUGCUUCUCAAUUAAACUGAAGUGAUUGAAA
This is a messenger RNA of Scleropages formosus (Asian bonytongue), 3345 nucleotides long. It is a transcript of the gene fbxo46, whose product is annotated as F-box protein 46. Bases 479 to 2524 code for a protein of 681 amino acids. Gene Ontology annotation, molecular function: protein binding. The transcript is spliced from 2 exons. The record is from RefSeq and is a predicted model, not a curated record. NCBI's taxonomy places the organism in Eukaryota, Metazoa, Chordata, Actinopteri, Osteoglossiformes, Osteoglossidae. Gene Ontology annotation, biological process: intracellular signal transduction.